Molecule: messenger RNA, 1405 nt
Organism: Daucus carota subsp. sativus
Lineage: Eukaryota; Viridiplantae; Streptophyta; Magnoliopsida; Apiales; Apiaceae
Product: LRR repeats and ubiquitin-like domain-containing protein At2g30105
Exons: 10
Coding region: 79-1215 (378 amino acids)
Molecular function (GO): protein binding
Source: RefSeq, a predicted model, not a curated record
UGUUAAUACAUAUAUGGAACUAUAUUAAACAGUGAUUCUCACGCCACUCUCUGUCUCAGGCGAAUCUGCAAGUGUUUGAUGAUGGAGAAAGAUGAAUCAAGCGGUGAAAAUGAUAACAAAGAUAUGCUCAACAAGAUCAAAAUAACAGUCAAGUUCAGUGGAAGAUCCAUCCCCAUCAAUCUUUCUUUAGAUUCCACCAUUAAAGACCUCAAGAAUCUUCUUCAACCUCUCACUAAUGUCCUCCCUCGUGGCCAGAAACUCAUAUUCUCAGGGAAAGUUCUUGAGGAUGAAAAAACACUGAGAUUGUCAGAGGUCAAGAAUGGGUCCAAGAUUAUGCUCGUUGCUUCUCAGGGUUUACACCAAGGGGAUGGUCCAAUUAAGAAGGAAUCUGCAGCCGUGUCUAUGUUGGGGAGGAGGCCGGAAAGUAGUAAAGACAGGAAACCUAUGUCUAUUCAGAAAAAUCAGUUUCAGCGUUGGAUGGCAACUGGGGUUUUAGGAUUGUCGGAAAGUGGCCUUAAGAUCAUACCUCAAGAAGUAUGGAAUUGUGGAGCUUCUGCAAGAAUUCUUGAUCUCAGCCACAACUCUAUUCUUGAAGUACCAUGCACUAUCAUUCAUCUGACUUCACUGCAAAAAUUGAUGCUAAAUGACAACAACAUAUCUGAUGAUCAACUUAGCUGGGAAGCAUUAGCUCAGUUGAAGUCUUUAACUGCAUUGUCAUUGAGCCAUAAUCAGUUGAAAAGCUUGCCAUCUACAUUGGGUCUUUUAACAGGCCUCACUCAUCUUCAUGUUGCAAACAAUGAGUUGACUUGCCUACCUAGUGAAAUAGGAUGUCUUACUAAACUUCAGGUUUUGAAAGCCAACAAUAACAGAAUUGUUACUCUUCCUUCGAGUAUAGGCAGCUGCAUUUCUCUGUUUGAGGUUGAUCUUUCAUCGAAUUUGCUUGUAGACUUGCCAGAGACAAUUAGCAAACUACAGAAUCUAAAGGCUUUGUAUCUUAACCACAAUGGGCUGAAGGGUUUUCCUGCUACAUUGUUGAAAAUGUGUACCCGACUGUCAACUCUGGAGCUACAUGGCACUGAAAUAACAAUGGAUGUUCUCCGCCAGUUUGAAGGUUGGGAAAGUUUUGAUGAGCGACGGCGUCUCAAAGUUCAGAAGCAACUGGAUUCACGAGCUGGAAAUUCUGCUGCUUUUGAUGAAGGAGCUGAUAAAAGUUGACAAGUUACCACUGGUGUCCAUAAUCUGCAAGCUCUAGCUCCCAACUAUAUGAUGCUGUAUUUAGAUAAAGGAAUAUAUCUUUUUAGAGACUGGUCUUUUCCAAUGUAAAAUUUCUUUCCAUCCAACUCUUACGGGCACGUUUGAAUGUAUGUAGUAUAUACUACCAUAGUACCAUACUUUAAUUGCUUAA